GCAAAUAGCUCAUCCGAAACAUUAGGCGGGGGUUUGAACUUACUGAAACCAUCGAGAGGAAAAGGGAGACCUAUGGAGCGGAUGUCACUCCAGAGAUCAUAGAGUCUUCGGGCUUCUAUCCUUUCUCGAUGAUGUUACCGACGAUGUCAUCUAACCGGACUGCAAGGCUAAGCCUCGCCUCCCUAAAUGGCCAUCAGCGAUUGGCCAGGCCUAUUGCCGGCGCUCCGCAGGAUUGGUUGCUGAGGGAAACCGACGAAGGGAAUCGAGGGAUUGCUGGCCGGCGGGGACCCAGCGGCUCCGGGAGAGUCCGAGCCAAGGAAUAAGCCCUGGAGCGGUCUGACGAGCGGGUUAAAAGAAUAUUUUUAAAAUGUCAACUGUGAAGCUUUUGUCAUGAACUGCAAUUCCCAGGCUGACUAUGGACCUUCUACCUUCUAGGAAGCUGAGGUUGUCAAAUUACAAAUUACUGAAGGAUUUACUUUAUUCUAGAUGAUCUGCUGGAUUAAACAUCUAUUUAGAGUGAUAUUUAUGCAAGUUGGGUUAAUUAUGGAAUCAUUGCUUUGGUCAAAUAAAACUUAUGGCCCAAACAGAAGUAUUGUAAGAAAAAUUGGCUCCAACCUUUCUCUGAUACAGUGUCCAAGGGUUCAGUUUCAGCUUACUUCUCAGCCUGCAGAAAGCACUCAAUCUUACCAACUAAAAGAAGAUGCAGUAGUCUCCCUUGUAGAUGUAGGGUGGGUUGCUGAAGAAGAUAAUGAAGGAGACAAAGUCUAUACACGGUUCCGAUCAGAAGGCUGGUCAAAAUCCCAACCAUUUCUUAAAAGUGAAGGCUCUUCAGGAAGAGAUUCAAGUACUAAAGAAUUGUUGCCCAAGAAAUCACAAGAAAUGGAAGAUUCCAAAACUGCAGUAGCCAAAAAUGACGAAGCAUUGCAGAAAAUAAAUAUAUUGGAAAAUGAGCUUGCUAAUUUAAGAGCACAAAUAGCCAAAAUUGUGAGCCUACAAGAACAAAAUUUGGCAGCAGCUGGAAUAGGUUCUUCUGCAUCCCUUUCUGACUUACCGUCACCACCACCGCCACCGCCUCCACCCCUACCACCACCGCCACCACUACUUCAGCAGAGUGUUUCUGCCAUUGACCUUAUUAAAGAGCGCAAAGGCAAAAGAAUAAAUUCUGGCACAACUCUGAUAGAUGGUGAUCCAAAGAAGCUUGAAAUGCCAAACAUGCUAGAUAUUCUGAAAGACAUGAACAAUGUAAAGCUGCGCUCAGUGAAAAGGCCGGAGGAAAGCACUAUAAGGAAAACUGCUGAUCCAACAGAUCCUGCUGCAGUAAUAGCUGAAGCUCUUAAAAAGAAAUUUGCAUAUCGAUACCGUAGUGACAGUUCAAGUGAAAGUGAUAAACAGAUUUCAACUUCUGAAACAAAUCUGUUUGGCCCACACCUGCUGAAACCUACAGGAAAAAUGAAGAAUCUAAUUGAAAAUUGUUAAAAAGAAAAAUCAUGCUUCAGUAUAAAAGGACUGUCUCAACAGUUUUGAAAAUUAGAUUUAUAAUUUUACAAUACUGAGUUAUGUGCCUUGCUUCCAUGAACAAGUUUAUAAAUGAAAAAAUUACCAUGUUCUAGCACAGGUUUUAGUAUUUAUGUACAUGCUGCAUUUGGCUAACACUAAGUUAUAAAUGUUACUCUUAAACAUGUGAAUGCAAUUAUAGUUUAAAUUAUAACUCUGAUGUAAUAAUUGGAAUAUAAUAGCAGGACAUAUUUUGCCUGUAUUGACAUCUCAUUUUGAACUUGAAGUAGACUUCACUGGAGCCUCUUUUCUUUCUAUAGGGUGAAGGUAACAAGACUUAAGAAUUUUAUUAUUCAGCAAAAUUGGUAAAUUUAAAGCAAAUGCUGCAUUGGAGGUAUAUUUAUAUAGAAGAAACUAGCCAAAGCUUGAUCUUGUUUUUAGAUAGGAUGAAACACUAUAAUUGCACAUUCAUUCUAUGCACAUAUAAUGAGCAUAUCAACAGCUACUAAUGAAACUUAAUAGUUAGCAUUGUUGACCUCCUUCAUAGACCUUCAGACCUGCUUAUUCAUAAGCUCUUGUUGAACUGAAUUGCAGAUAGUAACUGUCAAAUAAGUUAGAAAAUAAUUUGAAAUUGGAAAAAACAAAAACAUUGAAGACCAGCUUUCCUGCUGAGUAAAAUAUUUUACUUCUUGAACAGAAUAUUUUGUCAUUAUUUUGUCAUCUUGUGCAGUAUUUGCAAACUGCUGAAUGAUUCAGUGUGACAAGGAAAUGUGCUUUAUCUACGAAUGAGACUGAGCAAAUUUAAGCUAAAUGUCAUGAAAUGCUUGAAAGCUUUCAUUUUGAAAUUUGUUCAAAUAUGAAAAUGUUUUUAAUUUGAUCAGGUAAAAUUGCUCCCAGAUACUUUAACGUUUAUUAUCAUAUAGUUGCAUCAGUAUUUUUAAACUUUUCCAACACUGUUCAAAAUUUUAAAAACAGUAUAAUAUAUAUUACAUUAGUCUGGCCAUUUUUUGAUGCUUGAACGAAGAAUAUUGCACAACGGGGUCCAAGAACAUCUAAAGCAAAUAAAAUUUUGAACAAGAUUCAUGCAUUAAAAGGAUUGGAUAUAUUUAAAGAUAGAACCUGUAUCUGAUGAAUUCUAAAUCAGGUUUGCUUUAGUCUGGAAAAAAUAGUUUUAAAAAUAGGGGAUACGGAAAGUAUUUUAACCUUGGAACAGCUGCUUCAAAUGUUCCAACAGCUCAAAAUGCCAAAUUGUGGCUGAUUCAUUAUUUGCAAAUUAACAAUUGGUCUUACCU
This is a messenger RNA of Thamnophis sirtalis, 2786 nucleotides long. It is a transcript of the gene MTFR1, whose product is annotated as mitochondrial fission regulator 1. Gene Ontology annotation, biological process: mitochondrial fission; aerobic respiration. Lineage: Eukaryota; Metazoa; Chordata; Lepidosauria; Squamata; Natricidae. The record is from RefSeq and is a predicted model, not a curated record. Gene Ontology annotation, cellular component: mitochondrion.